UUUCUCCCAAGAUUUACACUGACUCCGACACAACCAAAUCCCAUAUUCCUCUAUCUACACGCCCAGCGCAAGUCGCAAAAUCCGAAAAUGGACGACUCCGAAGCAGUUUACGACGAGAUCGAAAUCGAGGAUUGCACAUACGACGAAGCCAUGCAGAUCUACCACUACCCGUGUCCAUGUGGCGACAGAUUCGAGGUUUGCGUCGCAGACAUGCGCGACGGCGAGGAAAUCGCACGAUGCCCCAGUUGCAGUCUGACGAUACGGAUAAUAUUCGAUCCAUCCGAUCUCCCUCCAGAACCGACAGAUGCCUCCCAACCCGUCGCGAUUAUCGCAUAGAUUCGUGCGCAUUAUUUCAAACGUAUCGAAUGUUGUCAAAAUUUCCAUUAUCAAAGCGCUUGGGCCGGCCUGGAAGAAAGGCAGUUGGGUUGGCUUCGAAAGUUUGUUGAAAGAUUUAUAUAUUUGCAUAGUUGGGAAAGCAUGGAUCACUGGCGUUUGGGGGAAAUAUGGAGACAAGUGCGGCCGCGGCCUACUCGUACUAUUUCGAUAUAUAUCGAGGAUUCAACGAAGAAUAAAGAAUGUCACAUUUACGCGUGGUUAGAGAGCUAUUCGAUCAUAUUCGACCCCGAAUCGUGGGUACCUGUG
Aaosphaeria arxii CBS 175.79 is the source of this 642-nucleotide messenger RNA. Its product is annotated as zf-CSL-domain-containing protein. NCBI's taxonomy places the organism in Eukaryota, Fungi, Ascomycota, Dothideomycetes, Pleosporales. The transcript has 2 exons. The coding region runs from base 88 to 336 and encodes 82 amino acids. The record is from RefSeq and is a predicted model, not a curated record. Gene Ontology annotation, molecular function: metal ion binding. Gene Ontology annotation, biological process: protein histidyl modification to diphthamide.